Molecule: messenger RNA, 818 nt
Organism: Limulus polyphemus (Atlantic horseshoe crab)
Lineage: Eukaryota; Metazoa; Arthropoda; Merostomata; Xiphosura; Limulidae
Product: ras-related protein Rab-1A
Exons: 7
Coding region: 173-793 (206 amino acids)
Molecular function (GO): GTP binding; GTPase activity
Source: RefSeq, a predicted model, not a curated record
GGUGUGACACGUCACGAGACUAUUACGUCAUUGCUAAACAAGCCAAAAUCUCACAUUGGAAUUUUGGCUCGUCAGAACCUUAAUUUGGACAUAUUGUAAUUUAUUAAUAUUAAUAAGAACAACAUUUAGUUUCCUGAUUUGUUUCGUGAGACCUAGGUUUCAUUUCAAAGAUAUGUCCACCAUGAAUCCCGAAUAUGAUUAUCUGUUCAAGCUGCUGCUAAUUGGUGACUCUGGUGUUGGAAAGUCAUGUUUACUGUUGAGGUUUGCUGAUGAUACCUAUACGGAAAGUUACAUCAGCACAAUUGGAGUAGAUUUUAAAAUUAGAACAAUAGAAUUAGAUGGGAAGACAAUAAAACUCCAAAUUUGGGACACAGCUGGACAGGAACGAUUCAGAACUAUCACGUCAAGUUACUACAGAGGAGCUCAUGGAAUUAUUGUCGUUUAUGAUGUCACAGAUCAGGAAUCCUUUAAUAAUGUAAAACAAUGGCUUCAAGAGAUUGAUCGGUAUGCCUGCGAGAACGUAAACAAACUCUUGGUUGGGAACAAGUGUGACCUAACAACGAAAAAGGUUGUGGAUUACACUACAGCAAAGGAGUUUGCAGACCAGCUAGGCAUCCCCUUCCUGGAAACAAGUGCAAAGAAUGCAACAAAUGUAGAACAGGCUUUUAUGACUAUGGCAGCCGAGAUUAAAAACAGGAUGGGACCAAUGACUUCGGGUGGAGAUGCAAUACGACCUGGAGAUAAGAUUAAUCCCAGCACCCCUGUGAAGCCACAAGGCUCUGGCUGCUGUUAGAAACCAAAAAAAAAAUGUGUUAUGA